UCGUUCGUACUUCACGCGUUUGUUUCAUCGUGCUUGUUGCAAAGAGAGAAUUAAUAUAUUUCUUUAACUUGCUUAAAUUAAUAUAAUUUCAUUAUUAUAUUUAUUCAUUUGUUAAUCAGUUAUUAAGAUCGUUAACUAAUUAAAAACUUGUAUCAAAAGUUUUAGUUUUAAAAGAAAAGCAAGUAGUUGAAUAUUUGUAAGAAGAAUGGCAGAAAGUAAAAUUGCUAAAAAAAUGUGUUCUUUAAAAGUGCUCAUUGUAAUGUGUUAGAGUGGGGCAAGACUAUACAUAUAAUUAGUGCGAAUGUGCAGACAAAUAAAAAAUAAAAGUAAGGAGACAGCUAGGGACCACGGUUGACUUUUCAAUUUUUCUUAAUUGUGUAUUUCACUUUAUAUUUUAUCAAAAAAUUAAUUUAAAAAAAGACAUUUAUUAAAGCCUGAUCAGUGCAUUGAUAUUUAAACCAAACCCUUGCCGCAAAACUAAUAUAAUUGGUUAUAAUCUUAAGAAGCGGGUUCUGUACAUUUACGUGAAUGUGUGCGUGUAUGCUUUGGAAUCGUGGCUUGCAAAAAUAUUGCUAGCAAAAUUUGUCCCCCACUACAGCUAUAGUCAGACAUGUCGGACUACGGAUCAAGGAUAAAUAACUCAACGUGUGCUGGCGACUCUCAAAGCCAGAUAAAUGCAAGUAGUGAAAAUUUAGAUGAUAGUACUAGUGAACCAGGCAACAACAACUCGAUAAUUGGAAAAGUAAAAUCGCGAGUGUCCAGCAUUUUACCUACAAGUUUGUCAAAAUGGUUUUCAGCAUCAAACAAAAAUGAUGACAGCUUAAAUGGGAGCAUUAGCUGUAAUAAUAAUACCAGACGUCGACGUCGUAUAGAAAUCGAGAGCGAUGAUGAAAUCGAACUUGAUAUUAAUGGGGAAGAGGAGGAUGCUGUUACUCGGCACAGAAUUUACAAUGAAAACGCAUCGAAUACCCAAAGAAAUGAGAACUUUAAUGAUGAGAGUAAUCACAGCGAUGAAGACUCAUUUACGUAUGCGAAUUCUAAUAGUAGACGAAGGCAUAUCAAGUCGUCACCAGCAGUGCGUCAACCUCCAAAUAAACGUUCAAAACAUACUUUGGAAUUGAACAACACGGAAGAUCCUACCUUUAUUAGUUGUCAGCGUUUAAUAUCAUCCACUCCUGCUAUUGGUGUGAAUUUGAGAAAUGAUACAACUUCACCAACUCAUUCAAAAUUAGUAGAUAAUCAAAAUGUCCAUAAUAAUCCAUAUGACGCCAAAAAUAAAUAUCAGGAUCAGGAUCUUUAUCUAUCUCCUUCUACAAGUAGACAACAGCGUUAUCAUUCAAACAUAAUUGGCUACGAAUAUGAAGUUCCAUUACAAAACAGCUCUGGUAAUGUGAACACUUACGAUAUGAAAUCUCGUCGGAGUCUUAACAUAUCGUCACAAAACACACCUGACCGAAUUGCUGGACUAUCAAAUUAUAAACGUCAAAGUUUAUCCAACUACAAAAGUGAAUUGCCAUGUACAAGUUCAGCGAUUAUAAGUGAUAGUAAUCAGAACGCAUUUCCAAGGCGUACAUCUACAACAAUAAUUGAAAGUGCACCAGAACCUGACAUUGAAGAAGAAACUGAAGAAGAUACAUGUGAAAAUGAUAUUAUAAAUCACAACAAUAAUGUGUCAUUAACCAAUAAUAAAAGACAAAAUUUAACUAACGGCGAGGCCGGAUUUUAUGAGCCAAGUACAAGUGCUGCUCGUAGGAGUUCUAGAUCAGAAAGUAGUGAAAUUGAUGGUAGAGGUAUUAUAAGAGAUCAAAGUGAUGGUAAUGCAAGGCAACAUAAAACUGGUCUAUAUAAUAUGUCAGCUGGUAAUAGUCGCAGCGGUAGUCGCACUUCAUCGUUCGGAAAUGGCUUGAACUUUUAUUCUCAUCUUGAUGGUCGAAAAUCGCUUUUUGCAGGAGCGCAUGGAAAUCCAGGGAGUUCAAUAAAUAAUUCAACAUUAUCAUUGAAUUCACUAAGUCGUAGACAAUUUAAUGCUUCUAUAUAUGGUAGUACGUCUGCUUUAAGUGAUAGUCGCUUGCUUAAUACAUUUUCGCCAUUUUAUAAGGGAAGAACCACAUACGGUGGAGCUUCAGCAUACAAUAAACAUAAAUUAGGUGUUGGCACUGGUGCUGGCGCCAGUUCGGUUCGCAUAACACCUACUUUAAUACGCCCAACUUCAAGCUUAUCAACGUUAUCUUCUUCAAGUAAUUCUCUUGCCAAUCCUGCAGAGAAUUCAACUAUAUCAUCUACUGCAAAACGAAUUUUAGAUCUAAUAGAGGAGUUUUCUACGCCAAUCAGCGAGGUUAAUAAAAUGGGUAAUAAUUUAAGAGCAAAUCAGCAUCAUCUUCUUGCAGCAAAAACGAAUCGUUUAAAUGACGCAGACAUAAAUGCCUCAAGAGCGUUAAGAUUAUCUAAGGUACAAACCCCUUAUAUGCGUCCUAAAGUAAUUCUGGAGCCUAAUACCAAUACUACCGGAUUACCACCAGUUCGCGAAUUACAAGUACCUUGUAUGUCUCAAUUACUGCAAAUGCAAAAAAUGCAAAACUCGGUUGAACGUUCCCGACAAAUUGCAAAUCAAAACGCGGCCCAACUUUCAAAUCAAUCACAGCAGGCAAACACAAAUACAAGCACAGCGACAUAUACUUUGCCAACUGAAACAAUCGAUUCUGCUGAUCGAAAGCAACAAACACAUUCAAACAAAAUGAAGAAUAAAACAAAUUUCGCUCGUGUCACAGCCUCUAAAGAAGCGUUUAAACAUGAUGAAGCACCACCACCUCCUGUAAAUUUACAAAACAUUGCAUUUCCCUUGAUGCAAUCUGUUCCGAAAAUUGAUAUACAAUUAAAUAUUAAACCAUCUUUGCCUCAAAUAAGUCAAACAAAAACUGAUUUUAAAUCAGAUAAAAAGAAUGCAACCUCUGUUGAAAAUAUUCGUUCUUCACCAAUUAAAGAAAAAGGUGGCGCUGAGAAGGUAAUGCCUGUCAGUACUACGAUUUCAUUACCAUCUCCGGUGAGUCGAAGUGUUACAAACAUGCACUCUACUUCAAUGGAAUUUGAAUUCUCGGAGCCAUUAUCACUAAAACAGGUUUGCACACCAAGUCAAAAUAUAACUGCUAUAGAUGAAAAUUUCAAAUUCAGCCCUCCAGCUUUGCUGCAAUUACAGCAAUUACAGCAAUUACAAGAAAAACCGAAUGUCACUGUGUUGUCUCGGCCACCUAUUGAAAGUCAAAAUAUACCACAGUUGAAAACAGGAUCCGUUUUAGACGCUCUCAAAAAGGAUCCUUUUAAAGUACCUAAAUCUACCACUAGUGAAGCAGCGAAAUAUGAUCUUAACUUCAAUACCAAAUUUGCCAAAUCUAGUAAUGAGUGGGACUGCACUACUUGCUUUGUACGUAAUAAAAUGGAAAAUAGUAGAUGUGUGGCUUGUGAAAUGCCAUAUAAAACCACACAACCUAAAGUUCAAACUGAAAAUGAGAUUAUUCCAGCAUUUGCGUCUGCGUCAGCGUCAGCGACAGCGUCCUUUGGAAAUCAGUUCACAAAAUCUUCAGAUGAAUGGGAGUGUGAUACUUGUAUGGUACGUAAUAAGACACAAAAGAAGAAGUGCAUUGCUUGCGAAACACCUAGAAAAGACACUGCUUCAGUGACUUUCGGAGAUACAUCGUUGAUUUCAAAAUCACAUCAAUUUGGUGAUGCUUUUAAACCAGCAAGUAGUUCGUGGGAAUGCGAAACUUGCCUGAUAAUCAAUAAAAAUGAAUCUAACGAAUGUAUUGCUUGUCAAACACAAAAACCUGGAUCUGGAGCUAAGAACGCAGUUGCUCAACCCGUAACUUCAGCAUUUAAAUUCGGAUUUUCUAAUAACACAUCGUUAUCGAAGGAAGCAUCGAAGACAGGAAGCACAUCAAGUAUCGCUCCUGAUGCAGGUUUUAAGUUGAUUGUAGAACAGCAGAAAGCUUCAAAGUGGGAAUGUGAUGCUUGCAUGACGCAAAAUGAUACAUCACGUUCUAAAUGUAUAUGCUGUGAACAAGUAAAACCUGGCUCCGAGCCUCAAAUAGAAAAUGUUCCAAAGUUUUCAUUUGGUGCCUCUCCCAAUGCAUCGAAGUUUAACUUUGGAUUUGGUGCGACAACAAGUGUUUCUACAACAAAUACAACAAAUAAUUUGCUGCAAAGUGAGGGCAUAGAAUCAAAGUCCACGACAGUUAGCACUGCUGUCGCAUCUGCUUCAACUGCACAGAAGACUGAUGCGGAGCCAAAAGGUUUCACGCUUGGAAAUACAAACAUCAGCACAAAUAAUUCGUUUAGUUUUGGUUUUAAGCCAGUUACCGCUGAAGUGAAUAAAGAUAAAACUGAUAGCAAAGAGAAAACUCUCGAUAAUAAAGUUGAAGUUGAGAGUUUUAAAUUUGGAGCCCCUACCGCAAAUACUAGCUCUGGUUUCACGUUUGGUACUUUCUCAACACAAAAGAAUAGUGCAGAACCAGCAGCAAAUGCUGUUACAAACUCUGCAAUUGUUAAUGUGCCAAGUACAACAAGCAUAGAUAAUGUCAGUAGUACAUCAAAUAAAAUAUUUGCUUCAGUACCAUCAUUUACAUUAACCAGUGUAACGAGUACAAGCACCACUAAAUCAAGCGAAGGAUUUUCGUUUGGUACUACGAACACAACAGGGGAUUCAAACGGGAAUAAGACUGCACUCUCCGGUGUUGAGUCGUCUAUUAAAAGUUUCUCACCUAGUAGCACAAAUAAUAUUAAAUUUGGUGUGCCACCUACAAACACUUCCAAUUCGACUGGUAAUUCUACUGAUGCAGUGUCACAAGGAUCAGUGAAACCUUUAAUUAAUUUCUCGGUGCCAAAUACAACGGAUACGGUGAAUACAGCAGCAGAUGCAGCUAAGUCAAGCAAUGUUGGUGGUUUUGCUUUUGGAUCACCUUUAUCUACACCCGCUAGCAGUAAUUUAGCAAGUGACUCUUUUAAAUCAAAUAGUGCCGGUGGUUUUUCAUUUGGAGCAAAGCCGGAUGUACCACCUACAACGAAAUUACAAUUUGGUGCUGAUGCCAAAAGUGCAAUUGGUACCAGCGGCAUAAAUGCAACAAAGUCUCUUGGUAAUCUGUUUGGCUCACCAAGUAGUGCUGCUACUCAACCAAAAACACUGUUUGGUGAUGUUCAGACCACAACUUCAAGUCUUGUUUCAUCUACUACAACCACACCAUCCACACUCAGCAGUACAAAAGUGUUUGGCUCAUUUGGAAGUUCGAAUGAUGCGAAUAAGUCAACUAAUUUGCCAUUAUUUGGAAAUGAUGCGAAGAGCACACCGGAAACAAAGUCAUUUAUUUUUGGUUCAUCUUCAUCUGACCUUACAGGAAAUAAUGCAGCCUCAAGUGCAGUAACAAGCACACAAUCAGCAUGGCCUAAAAAUACGUUCUCUUUUGGUUUAACAGAUGCUGCAAAUGCUAAUACAAAACCCGAUCAGUCGGCAAAUGUUAGUGCACAACCACCACCAGCUUUUGGAGGAUUUGGUAUGGCACAAACUGAAACUUCAAAUAAAAGUAAUUCGAUUUUUGGUAAUACAAGUGGCACUUCCGUGACGAACCAAACGGCUGUUGCAAUUGCUCUAGGAAGCUCCGCAUCUACAAUGAAGAACAUAUUUGGAAAUAACCCUUCAUCAACAACAGCAAGUAAUUCCAUAUCAACAAAUAUUUUUAGUUCAAAUAUCAACAAACCUAACGAAACUGCAACAGCUCCUCCUGCUUUUGGAAAUACGCUAUUUGGCAGUAUUGCUGCUCCGCAAAAGUCGACUUUUGGCAGUGCAAUAACAACACAGAAUACAUUUGGUAGUGGUGGCGCAAACCAGAAUGCAUUCGGUGCUCCUUCAGCUACUAAUACACAAAGCUCAUUUGGUAGUUUUGGAAAUAUGCCCACAAAUGUAAACCAAACGGAUGGUGCUUCGGCAGCCAAAAAAUCAGAACCUGCUUUUUCAUUUGGAACUUCAACAGCAACAGCAACACAAAGCGCAAGUGGAGGAUUCAAUUUUGGAGCUAAUGCAGCAGCUGCGAAACCAGCUUUUAAUUUCAACGCAUCGAGCCAGCCAACUUUUAAUUUCACUGGUGCUGCAGAUGCAGUUCCAAAUGCGCCAUUCCAGUUCGGUGCCGGUGCGGGUACCGGUGCCGCUGCAACGUCAUCCAAUAAUAUAUUUGCGCCAACACCCACAGCUGGUGCACCAUUAAAUACACAAGUGCGACGUAAAAUUCGCACUCCCGCACGUCGCGUACCUCCACGGUAGAAUUAUUGAGAAUUACUAAUGCUCCGUUAGGUGCUGACACUAAACUGACAAGACAAAUGCGCUUUUAACUAAAAAGCGAACAGAACAAUAACAAUAACAACAAACCGCAAGACGACACUAAGGACGAUUUGAAACUUGAAACUUGAAACUAAUAAUAAGCAGUUUGGAGUUGCAGUUACAGUUACAGGAUAAUUAUCGAGAACACAGCGGCCCAAGAUGAAAGACAGACGAUCACGACAUGUACAUACUACUACAUACGUAUGGUGAAAACAUAAGGAAAUGUAUUUAUAACUAAGAGCAACACAAAUGUAUUAUAUAUUAUACCCAUUAUACCCAAGUAAUAAGUGUUUAUAUGUCAAGCGAACAAAUGCUGAAAAAUCACAAUUCAAAAUAUCUUCCAAUGUUAUGCCUAAUAGUACUACCUCAAUAGAAAGAAUUGUGUAUUUCUAAAAGAAAAGAAAGUUUCUUAAAAUCUCGAGUCAUCAAAAUCCAAAAAAUUCAUUAGAAAGUCAAACUUCUAAUAUUAUUCAUAGCAUAGCUAAUUGUAGGGAUAUAAAAAUAUAAAUAAAUUGUUUUUUUCUGCUUUAUGAAGCAACAAACAAAUGUUCGACGAUAUUAUUCGUCAUUGUUAAUUAAGUAUGAACGUUAAAGUAUCUCCUCUGGAUAUUCUCUAACACAACACUUUUUAUGACUCAAUUAUAAAAAUUUGGUAUGUAUUUAUUCAAUUUAUUAUAUAAAUAAAUUAUCAACUGCUUUAAAUCGA
Teleopsis dalmanni is the source of this 7064-nucleotide messenger RNA. RefSeq names its product nuclear pore complex protein Nup153 (gene Nup153). Bases 611 to 6301 code for a protein of 1896 amino acids. Lineage: Eukaryota; Metazoa; Arthropoda; Insecta; Diptera; Diopsidae. Gene Ontology annotation, molecular function: structural constituent of nuclear pore. Gene Ontology annotation, cellular component: nuclear pore. Gene Ontology annotation, biological process: RNA export from nucleus; protein import into nucleus. The record is from RefSeq and is a predicted model, not a curated record. The transcript has 7 exons.